UAUGAAAUGACUAUAUUAGCCGCUAUCAUCAAUCAGUAGCCUGCAUUUGUGCUUCAGCGUUGUUCUUUGGUUUGCAAGGCGCAGGCCAGCUGCACUACCUUUACACCAAUUCUCGUGACUAUGCAGAAGCUACUUCUCUUUUUCGCCCAUUUCUGCUUAUCGUCGUUCGUGCACCCGUUUCCUGACAAAGAAAAUGGAUCUCUUUUAAUUCAAGAGGCACCGACAACUGAUCCUGAGGUGUGGAUGAAUAUUACCAAAAUCAUCCAACUGUACAGCUAUUACACAGAAGAGCAUUACGUUACAACCGAGGAUCAUUAUAUUCUGUGUCUUAUCCGAAUGCAGAACUCUAGUAAAUUUCGUGAAGGCAAUAAGGUGGUCUUUUUGCAGCAUGGUUUAUUUGAUAACGCUCAUACCUGGGUCAAUAACCUGCAAAACCAGAGCUUAGGCUUCAUCUUGGCCGACGCUGGAUAUGAUGUUUGGCUCGGGAACAGUCGGGGUACUAAUUAUUCUCGUGGACAUGCAAAACUCACUACUGACGAUCAAUCAUACUGGGACUUUUCCUGGGAUGAAAUGGCUGAUUAUGAUUUGCCAGCCUCUAUCAACUACGUUCUAUCUACUACCAAAACAAAAAGUCUGGCCUACAUAGGACAUUCUCAG
Messenger RNA from Dicrocoelium dendriticum, 657 nucleotides. NCBI's taxonomy places the organism in Eukaryota, Metazoa, Platyhelminthes, Trematoda, Plagiorchiida, Dicrocoeliidae. The record is from the annotation of a GenBank genome assembly.